AAAAGAAACAGGGUCAGAGAGGCUGCAGAGCUGAAGAGGCGAAGACUUUCCACCGAGUCAUGACUUCCAGUAAGAUCGAGCUCCCCGGAGAGGUGAAGAACGACCCGGCUGCUCUCAUGGCAUCCCUCCAGCUGAUGCCUUCACCGGUGCCCAACCCGGAGAUCAAGCACACAAAGAUUUUCAUCAACAAUGAGUGGCAGAACUCUGUUAGUGGGAAGGUUUUCCCCGUCUACAACCCGGCUACCGGAGAGCAGAUCUGUGAGGUCCAGGAAGCGGACAAGGCGGACGUUGAUAAAGCAGUGCAGGCAGCCCGACUUGCCUUUUCUUUGGGCUCCGUGUGGAGAAAAAUGGAUGCAUCUGAAAGGGGCCGACUGCUGUCCAAACUGGCUGACCUGGUGGAGCGGGACAGCAUGUAUCUAGCAACCAUCGAGUCGCUGAACAGUGGGAAGCCUUUCCUGCCCACCCUGUUUGUCGACCUCCAGGCAACUAUAAAGACUCUGAGGUACUUCGCUGGAUAUGCAGACAAAAUCCAUGGCACCUCCAUCCCAAUGGAUGGAGAAUAUCUGACAUUUACCAGAUAUGAGCCUGUUGGAGUCUGUGGACAAAUUAUCCCUUGGAACUUCCCUCUGAUGAUGGCAGCGUGGAAGCUGGGGCCUGCGCUCGCGUGUGGAAACACCGUCAUCCUUAAACCUGCUGAGGAGACGCCGCUCACCUGCCUCUACGUAGCAGCUCUUAUCAAGGAGGCUGGGUUUCCACCGGGAGUCAUCAAUAUUUUGCCAGGAUUCGGUCCAACAGCGGGAGCGGCGAUUGCUUCACACAUGGGCAUCGACAAAGUGGCUUUCACAGGAUCCACUGAGGUCGGCAAGCUGAUCCAGGAGGCAGCGGGGAAAAGUAACCUGAAGAGAGUGACGCUGGAGCUGGGAGGGAAGAAUCCCAACAUCAUCUUUGCAGAUGCAGACAUGGAUCUGGCCGUGGAGCAGGCCCACCAGGGCGUGUUUUUCAACGCAGGCCAGUGCUGCACAGCAGGGUCUCGCAUUUUUGUCGAGGAGCCUAUCUAUGACGAGUUUGUUCGGAGGAGCGUGGAGCGAGCCAAGCGGAGGAUAGUCGGCAGCCCCUUCGACCCCACAACUGAGCAGGGCCCACAGGUCAGCCGGGAGCAUCAGAAUCGGGUGCUGGAGUUCAUCCAGAGCGGCAUCAGUGAAGGAGCUAAACUGGAGUGUGGAGGCAAAGCUUUAGGCUUGAAAGGCUUUUUCAUUGAGCCUACAGUUUUCUCCAACGUGAAAGAUGAUAUGCGCAUAGCCAGAGAGGAGAUAUUUGGGCCAGUCCAGCAGAUUAUGAAGUUCAAAACAAUUGAAGAAGUGAUAGAGAGAGCCAAUAACUCAAUUUAUGGUUUGGUUGCUGCUGUGUUUACCAACGACAUCAACAAAGCCAUGACCAUUUCCACAGCCGUGCAGGCCGGCACCGUCUGGAUAAACUGCUUCAACGCUCUGAGCACACAGUGUCCAUUUGGAGGAUACAAAAUGUCUGGCAAUGGACGUGAAUUGGGAGAAAGCUGCCUGAGAGAGUACACAGAAGAGAAGACCAUCACGAUGAAGAUGGUUACAAAGAACUCUUAAAGGCAGACUCGUUUUUCUGAGAGGAGGUGUGGCGGGGKUUCUCAGUCCGACCAUGGUGGCAAAUCUCACCGACCUUCAGAACCAGUUCUUACUCGCUGCCGCUCCCUCCAUCAACUCGACCUUGCAGUCAAGUCGUUCCCGUCCGGCUCUCUCCAGGUCUGAACCACUGAACCCCGCCCACUCACAUCCUCACACUGCGUACCUCCUCCACUAACUCCACUAAAGCACUCGCAGAGACAAUAAGGGAAGCUGCUCUGACUGCAUCGCCCGAUAACACCACCACCCCCCGCGGCCUCAACACGUAGGCCCCCUCCCCAGAUGCUGGAUGCUCAGAGACUCGGUCGCUGCACUUGCAAUAAGCCCUUUAGCUACUUGUCAUGUGUUGGGAGGCAGAUUUUCUUUGUACUGUGCGCUAUGAUUGUCAAAAACCUCAUGUGUCAUUGUCUUGGUAGAAUUUAUGCGAGUACAUCACCUCAUUCCAGACCACUGAUGUUGUCAGACAUGAAUGGAYGAAAACRUUAACGUAGAGUUAAAACUGAUUUCUAAUUGUCUUUGUUUAUAUAUUAGCUCAUAUGACUUAACACUGUAUGUAAACCUCUGACCGACGUAAACGUGAAAGAUUUUAAACUCUUAAAAGCAUUGUACUCUCACUUGCUAAAAGAGGAGUAGAUGUAUUUUAAACUUUUUUUAACUGAUUAUCAUUGAUGUCCAUCUUUUGUUUAUGUUUAUACAAUCAUAUGCUAUGAAAUUAUAUAAUGUCUAGUUUUUUUCAGUAAAACAUUAUUUUCUCUGGAGAAUCGUUGCUUUUUCACUCACUUUUCUUUACACUUUAACUUCUUCAUGUGACACUUUGCAAACAGAAGCAUGUGAGCAACAUGAAGUCAAACUUAAGGAAAAUGAGAACAUAAAAUAAAAGAUAAAACAUCACACCACUGUUAUAUUAAAGGCAGAUUCUAAGUAUGUUACUAAAUGAACAAUUGAAUUAAAAAUAUUCAAAAUGAA
Molecule: messenger RNA, 2618 nt
Organism: Austrofundulus limnaeus
Lineage: Eukaryota; Metazoa; Chordata; Actinopteri; Cyprinodontiformes; Rivulidae
Gene: aldh1a2
Product: aldehyde dehydrogenase 1 family, member A2
Molecular function (GO): oxidoreductase activity, acting on the aldehyde or oxo group of donors, NAD or NADP as acceptor
Source: RefSeq, a predicted model, not a curated record